Molecule: messenger RNA, 1529 nt
Organism: Zophobas morio
Lineage: Eukaryota; Metazoa; Arthropoda; Insecta; Coleoptera; Tenebrionidae
Product: tumor protein p63-regulated gene 1-like protein
Exons: 6
Coding region: 89-1144 (351 amino acids)
Cellular component (GO): cytoplasm
Source: RefSeq, a predicted model, not a curated record
UCUGACAAAUUUGACACGUUAACGUCUAAUCAGCUGAUCUUUGUAAACAACACCAAUAACAUCACAAAUUUUAUUUUAAACACCGGAAAUGAUAGAAGACGCUUUAGAAGAAGAGCUGCUCCACGAAUUCAAGGGUGGCACGUUAACAAUAAACCCAGAAACUAAAUUAAAUAACGAUAAACUGAUAAAGCCUGAUUCUCCUGAUAACGGUGACGAUAAUGAAUCCACGAAAGCAAAUAAAAAUGAUAACCGUUGGGGCGCUAAUUUCAUAUCUCCGUUAACAGCAAUUCCAAAUAAAAUUUCUGCAAGUCUGUGGAAUAAAAACUCAAGCUCAACGACGGCGUCAAGAGAGAACACGAUUCAGCCAGCAAUAUGCAUCACAGAAAAUCCUAAUAAUUACUUUACGUUCCGUGAGAGUGUCCUAGCGAGGGCUUUGACUGAGUGCAAGGAACAGUUUCUUGAUGAGGAGGCUGAUGGCCCUCUCCUUGAAGCAUUUCUUCUUACUCAAAUAAGUCACUGGAAUUCUGACAAAGAGAGACUCCUUUUAUUAACACCACAAACUCUUGUGGUUGCUAAGUAUGAUUUCAUUGCACUGCGAAGACUGGGUUAUAAGAAAUUGCCCCUGGAGUUCAUUGAGGAAAUUGUUUAUGGAGAACUUGUCUAUCCCAAUGGAUCGCUAAUUCCCCAAAUGAAUGGACUAAUGGAUGGUCUCUCCAGUGUUUUGGAGACGUGCUUAGUGUCCAAAUGGUCACAAACUGACAAGCAACUAAACUUUUUCAGACCUAGCAAUCGCAACACAAAAGGAGUCCGUCUGGUUUGGAAUAAAAAUAAACCGUACAAUUUUAGUUCCUAUUGGAAUCCAUUCAACGAUGACAUUCCCUUUUGCACAUUCACUUAUCACCCUCUAUUUUUCCACAAAGAUUGUGUUGACGAAAAAUUAAAAAACCUCUACUGUUUAGAAGCAUUUGUGGAAAAACUGUCGAAAGCUGUCGCAGAUUUACCAAGAAAUAACGAAAUAAGCAAAGAACCUUGUGUCAUGGAGGAAAAGGAUAUCGUUUUGCAGACGUAUGUUGGAAUUGGGUCCAUCAUACACAAUCGAAAUGCACUGGGUUUUUUUAAAGUUAGAGGGAAAUUCAGCUUUUAAUGUGAUAUUUGAUAUUGCAAUAAUAAUUAUAGUCAAUCCCUAUUGCACCUCUUUAUGGUCUGAUUAUUCUCGCAAUACAAAUGCACCAAUCUAUAUAUUGAUCUCCUAAAUGAAAAAGCAGCUUUGAAUUUAUGGCAUCAAUGCGAUAAAUUAUUAUUUGUGAUAUUAUUUCUAUGUGUAAAAUGAUACUAACCUGACUGCCUUGUUUUCCAUUUCAUCACUGAGCAAUCGAGUUGUCAUGGAUAGCGGGAACAAUUUAGAAAUAAUUUCACCCUAAAAUCGUCAAAUUAAUAGACUAUCAUACAACAGAGCCAAAUAUUUUUACCUUCCUAUUAUAAAUGUCUUAUUGGCCUAUUGGUGUACAAAUAAACCGUGUUCUAUUGAA